GAAAAAGGGCGCGCCAAAGCCACGCCCAUCUUGCGCGAGCGCCACGUGCUGCGUGUGAACCUGCCUUUGGGAGGGAUUUGUGUUGUGGUGGAAGUACAGUGACACCGACAGAUCCGCUGCUGAAGAGUUUUUUCAUCUGAUUUCGUCCAGAGUGACUUUUGAAAUUAAAUAAAGAAUAACACCGAGCAGAAUUCGGUCAGAUUAUGGAAGGGAGUUUGGACUUCCUGUCUGAUGUGAAGAUGUUGCACAAGGAGGUGAUGAGGAACAGUGUGCUGAAGUCCACCCAGGCCAGUACCAGUUUAAGUGGUCAGUCGGUCAAAGACGUGAUUUUAAACAAAUGCUACAUUCCCCUUUCAGUCAGCAUUAAAAGCAAGACCUUGGACUUGGAAAGUGUGAUUUCGCAGGAGCUUGUUGAAGGCACUGAGGGUGGUAAGUUGCUCCUUUGUGGAGGGCAAGGGAUGGGCAAGACCACGGCAGUGGAACAGCUUAUAUGGGACUGGGCCUCUGGGAUCCAUCUUCAGCACUUUGCAUUUAUCCUGCGAUUGUGUUCAACCAUGUUUCAUGGACCUGAACAGAGUUUGCAGAGCGCACUCCUCAGUACACACACGCAUAUCUCUGCUGAGCAUCUUGAGAUAAUUUUGAAGACACCUCACACGAUACUUUUAGUGUUGGAUGACAUCCAGGACCUUCUAUCUAAUUACCCUGAAUCUGGUAAGCUGGUAUGUGACCUACAUCAGCCAGCAGAGGGCACCGUGUUGGUGCACAGUUUACUGCAGGGGGCUUUGCUCCCUGGGGUGUCCUUACUGCUUACAUCAAGAGAACCUGUCGAGCUGGAAUCUGCACGUUUUGCUCAUCUGAUUGGUUUCUCCAACUCCCAAAGGAAAGCUUUCUUUCAACGCUUUUUUGAUAACAAAGACGAAGGAGAGCGGAUCCUCCAGCUUUGCGAGGGAGCUGUGGGAAUCGAGGAGCUUUGUGCUUGUCCUGGGCUUUGCUGGACACUGUGCUGUGUGUGUAAAGAGCAACUGGGGAAUCAAUAUGGCGUCCCAGAGACGCUGACUGAGCUCUACUGUGUGAUCACAAACACACUACUGCGGGAGCAUAAGAUUAGCGUGGAGACGGCAAAUCAGCUUAUUUAUGGUUUGGGGAAACUUGCAAAACAGUGUACAUCUGUCAUCAGGACACACUCUGACAUCAUCAAAUGUGGCCUUCAACCCUUCCUGGGCUCCCAGAUCCUGUCUGCUCUCCUGCGUGUCAACGCUGUCACGAACGCUUCCCCCGAUUCUACGUUUUCCUUCAUGUCCCUGACAUUUAAAGACUUCUUAGGGGCAGCCUCAUUUUAUCUUGACCAUGAUGAUGGCAGGAUCCUAGAAACUCCCAGAGAAAUACAAAACUACCAUUUUUUUCUUGCUGGGCUUUCAGACCCUACACAGAGGAAACUCCUGGAAACCUCAGCAGGCCUCUUCAACAGCGGCCGUCUCGUCGAGUUCCACCGCUGGAUCAUGAACGUGGCUAAAGAGGUGCUGCCGAAUAUGGACAAAAAGAAUCACUGGCAGGUCUUGCGUAUCCUUCACCACACGCUCAGCCCCACCCUAGUAAGAGAGAGUGUGGACCUUUGCAAGUGGAGAUUGAUUGGCUAUAAUGACAUGCAGGAAGCCGAUUGUGCAGCACUGUCGUUUGUAGUGCAAUGCUUAGGAGAACUGCAGCGCCUGAACCUCUACAUGAGCUCACUUACUGAGGAGCAGGCGGAGAAGCUUGUAACCGUCUUCCGCUUGGCACAAACCAUAAACUUGGAUCAAAGCAGAGUGAGUGUGGAUGUGAUCAGACAUGUUGCUAAGGCGCUGAAGGACGGACGUGCCACCGACAUCAGCUUGGCCCACUGCAGACUGGGUCACGAAGCAGUGAAGAUCCUGUGUUCCUCCAUCACACACUCUUGUCUGCACUCACUCAACUUGUGGGACUGCUGUAUUACCCCGGAGUGCAGUGAAGCGCUUGCUGAGAUGUUGACCACUUCUAAGGUGUGUGUGUUGAACCUGGGAGCUAACAAGCUAAGCGACGGAGGACUCGUCCGGCUCAUCGGCGCGCUCGGGACGUUCACGUGCACGCUGCAGAAUCUUAAUUUGGAUCUCUGUCCUUUGACUGGUUCAUGCUUAGCUGCACUGUCGUCUGCCUUGAUGUCUUCUCUCUCUGAACUAAGAAAUCUUGUCCUGAGAAGGAUGGACCUGGCUGAUGACACUCUGGAGAAUCUCGCACAAGCACUACAAAGUGGCCGCUGCAAGCUCAGCACACUGAUUUUAUAUGACUGUGGGUUGACCGGUUCCUGUUGCCCGGCCCUAGCAGCCGCACUUCAGUCAGAACACUGCACUGUGACCGAGCUGGACCUGUCCGUGAACAAGCUCGACCAAUCGAACGCGCUCCUCAUCUGUGAUGCCCUGAAAUCCCCCAACUGUUCAUUAGAGAAGUUAUUUAUGAAUGCGUGUGAGCUGACCGAGCUCGUGUUCAGCGCACUGGGCAGUGUGUUGAUGUGUGAAGCGUCCAGGCUGAAGGUUCUCUCCGUCGGAGUGAACAGAUUAGGCGACGCCGCAGCAAAACACAUCCUGAAGGCUCUGAAACACCCAAACUGCCAGCUACAGGAUCUCGAUCUCGAGAUGGUGGAGCUGACGGACGUCUCUGUGGACGAGCUGUGUGAAGACGUCAUGGCGUGUAGCUCCUUAUCCAGCCUGAGUCUGAAGAACAACAACCUCACUGACGUUUCUGUCCCCCGACUGGUCAAGCUCGUUCAAGACCGUCCUGCCUUUAAACUGAACGUGAAGUAUAAUGACUUCAGCGAGGACGUAUUUGAGCUGAUGGACCCUUACGAAACGAUACGAUAUUAACCCGGCACCAUAUAUGGUACUAAUCCCUCAUGUAAUUCAGUAAUUGUAUAAGAAGAGAGAAAUAAUGUUUAUGUUUAAUGUUUAUUGCAAUGUACACCAUUACAUCUGAUCACAUAGCGGUUGCUUGCUAAGUUGCUUGUAGAUUUUAUUCGUAUUUUUAUUCGUAUUUUUAUUCGUACAUGCACGACCUUGUCUUGAACUCACUUACGUGCACUUAAUCUUUUCUCUGAGGUAUAAAUAUUACGACAUAUAAAAAUCUGUCACUGUACAUACAACUAGAUAGCUUUUAGCUGUAAUCGAUUAUUAGUGAGGGGCACGGUGGCUUAGUGGUUAGCACGUUUGCCUCACACCUCCAGGGUUGGGGGUUCGAUUCCCACCUCCACCUUGUGUGUGUGGAGUUUGCAUGUUUUCCCCGUGCCUUGGGGGUUUCCUCCGGGUACUCCGGUUUCCUCCCCCGGUCCAAAGACAUGCAUGGUAGGUUGAUUGGCAUCUCUGGAAAAUUGUCCGGAGUGUGUCUGUGUGUGAAUGAGAGUGUGUGUGACUGUGAUGGGUUGGCACUCCGUCCAGGGUGUAUCCUGCCUCGAUGCCCGAUGACGCCUCAUGACGCCGUCUUAGUCUCCGGAUUCGAACCUGAAGCGAAGACGGUCUACAUGCACACACCUGACAAUUCGACGGUAUUUGUAACGCAACCCAUUCUAAGCUCGACACGCUUCUUAGAGAUUACAGGAAGAGUCUCUGUGCUGUUAUUGUCUCCAAGGAGACGUCACGGAAUACCGGAGAAGAAGCAAUACCGUACAACAAAAUCUGGAAGAAAAUAUUUGAUUCAUAUUACUGCCUGAUAAAUAAAUGCAUCUGGAUCUGUUUAACAGCUUUUCAUAAA
Messenger RNA from Tachysurus fulvidraco (yellow catfish), 3753 nucleotides. Its product is annotated as NACHT, LRR and PYD domains-containing protein 12. The record is from RefSeq and is a predicted model, not a curated record. Lineage: Eukaryota; Metazoa; Chordata; Actinopteri; Siluriformes; Bagridae. Bases 204 to 2873 code for a protein of 889 amino acids. Gene Ontology annotation, biological process: positive regulation of inflammatory response. Gene Ontology annotation, cellular component: cytoplasm. The transcript has 9 exons.